Molecule: messenger RNA, 1584 nt
Organism: Manihot esculenta (cassava)
Lineage: Eukaryota; Viridiplantae; Streptophyta; Magnoliopsida; Malpighiales; Euphorbiaceae
Product: phosphatidylinositol 4,5-bisphosphate 5-phosphatase A-like
Exons: 4
Coding region: 1-891 (296 amino acids)
Source: RefSeq, a predicted model, not a curated record
AUGGACAGUGGUUCAAGUUCUGGCUUAGAUAGCUCUAGAUGUGUUAGGCGUGAUAAGCCACACAAAGGGCUUUGUUGGUUUGGGACUACAGCUUAUUACAGUUGUGGACAAGAGGGACACAUGGCACGUGAGUAUCCCAAUGUAGCCAGGACGACACAGUCCCAACAAAUGGCUUCUAGUAGUGUGGCUCAGCCAGUAGCUUUAGCAAUAUCUCAGGACAAAAGUUCACUUCCCAUCCCAUUCCCACGUCCUUCUUCACGCGGCACGAUACCUUCAUCUCUCUCAGACCAAAUCCCUAAUCUCAUCCUUCGCCUCUUCAUCUCUUUUCAGUCCCGUAGCCACAGCCACCCACACCAGUCGCCAGUCCCACAGCCACCCACCGGCCACCCAUUGGCCACCCACCCUACCACCCACUCACCAAAGCCAGUCUCUUCUCUCCAUCCUUUGGCCUUUGCCGCUUCAGUUCCGCAGCCACGACCACCCACCCACCCAAUCGCCAGUCCCACAGCGACCCACCAGCCACUCACACUGCCACCCACUCGCCAAAGCCAGAGUCUCUUCUCUCCAUCCUUCGCGUGUCUCUCUCACGGCCAUCGCUCGUGUCUCUCUCUCAUAGCCGUCGCUCGCGAGACUCUUUUCACUUUUACAAUCAUGUGGGAGUCUGAGAGUGAAUCUGUUGUUGGUCGAGAUUAUGGUAAUGGAGUUCUUAGCUCAAGCAAGCAUGGCAUCAAGACCGAUGGGUUUGAGCUCAGGGGCCAGUCAUGGUAUGUUGCAACUGAUAUUCCAAGUGAUCUUUUAGUUCAGAUUGGAGUUGUAUAUUUCCACUUGCAUAAGGUAGUCAUUUUACUUCUCUCAAGCUCCAAAUUCAAACUUCAAUGGCAGAAAAAUUAGUUCUUGAUUUAUAUUGACUACCCAUUUUCUCCAUUUCUGUUAUUGCACAAGUAUCCUCUGCUUUGUCGGUGUGGAAAAAUGAACAGAUUAAUAUAUGAAUCACGCGACCCAGACCUGAGUAAAAUAGCAUUAGAUGAUCUUCCAGGAGGAGCUGAAGGAUUUGAGCUUGUAGCAAAGUUUUGCUAUGGAAUUGCUGUUGAUCUGACAGCAGCCAAUAUCUCUGGCCUUAGAUGUGCAGCAGAGUAUGUAGAAAUGACAGAGGACUUAGAAGAAGGUAAUCUCAUAUUCAAAACUGAAGCUUUUCUUAGUUAUGUGGUGUUAUCAUCAUGGAGGGAUUCUAUAUUAGUGUUGAAAAGCUGUGAGAAGCUCUCACCAUGGGCGGAGAAUCUCUAGAUUGUAAGAAGAUGCAAUGAAUCCAUUGCCUGGAAAGCUUGUGCAAAUUCGAGAGGGAUCAGAUGGGCAUACACUGGAAAACCAUCUAUGAUUGAUUCAAGCCCAAGUAGAAAUCAGUUGGUUUUUUAGGAUGUUUCAAUCCUUAGAAUUGAUCACUUUGUUAGAGUUAUUACAGCAAUUAAGCUGGUGAAGCUCAGUACCAACUCAUUGAUUAAGUAUAUUAGGUUAGAAGUUGUUGAUUAAUUUGGAUUUUAUGAUUAAUUGAUUGGAUUUUAUGAUUAAUUAAAUAUAUUAGAUUUA